Messenger RNA from Aspergillus steynii IBT 23096, 1620 nucleotides. It is a transcript of the gene trm82, whose product is annotated as putative tRNA methyltransferase. Gene Ontology annotation, cellular component: cytosol; nucleus; tRNA methyltransferase complex. Gene Ontology annotation, biological process: RNA (guanine-N7)-methylation. Bases 53 to 1549 code for a protein of 498 amino acids. Gene Ontology annotation, molecular function: protein binding; tRNA (guanine(46)-N7)-methyltransferase activity. The record is from RefSeq and is a predicted model, not a curated record. NCBI's taxonomy places the organism in Eukaryota, Fungi, Ascomycota, Eurotiomycetes, Eurotiales, Aspergillaceae. The transcript is spliced from 3 exons.
CCUCGACGUGCUCGAUCGACUGGCUUCGCUCGUGCCGUGGACAUAAUCAAUCAUGGUCGCCAACUUCCAACAUCCCUUUCAGCGUGUUCAAUUCGUGGACCGGCAGCAUGCCGGCCAUGAGAACCUCAUUGUAGCGUCGGCCGGCCCAAAACUCUACUCGUACGCCGCCGAGACCGGACAGCAGCUUGCUAGUUGGCCACAGGACGAAGACCAGAGCAAUGUCGACGGUCAGGGUCCACCGGAGAAGAAGAGAAAAGUGUCUGCGGCGGACGAGGCGGAAGUUGAACCGCCUGCCUCUACCAACGGCACAUCGGGGAAACCCAAACCCCCAGCUUGGUCGAGCAUUCCUCUCCUAGUGGCUUCUUCUACCGGCGAGCAUGUGGUUGCGAUGACAUCUGAGGAUAAGUGCGUCCGCGUCUUCCAAUUGGGUCAGGAUGGCUCUUUCCAGCAAUUGAGCGAAAGAGUUAUGCCAAAGCGCGGCUGUGCGCUUUCUCUGGUUAGCAAUGACACUCUGAUCCUGUGUGGUGAUAAAUUCGGAGACGUCUACUCUAUGCCUCUUUUCCCCGGCGACAAGGCCGUCGCAGCGCCGAAAGUUGCCGCUCGCAAAAUGAAGCAGAACUGGCCGGCAGCCACAGAUCUAACAGUGCACACGAAGGGAAACCUGCAGUCUUUGCAGCAGCAGAAGCGCCAAUACGACGCAAAAAUGGAGAAUCCGGACGAGAGUUCUAGCUUGAAAUUUGAACAUGAAUUGCUCGUCGGCCAUGUGUCUCUACUCACAGACUUGACUUUUGUCUCGCUCCCAGUGGACGCCUCGGCCGAUAAAAAGCGCACCUAUGUUCUGACUGCGGACCGAGAUGAGCAUAUUCGCGUUUCUCGUGGACCUCCUCAGACACAUGUCAUCGAAAAUCAGUGCUUGGGCCACACUUCGUUUAUCACCAAACUCUGUAUUCCCGCGUGGGCUCCGGAGUACCUCGUUUCUGGUGGAGGUGACAACUACCUACUUGUGUGGAAGUGGCUUGAAGGCCGCAUCGUGCAAAAGGUUUCUCUGGUGGAUGAGACGUCAGAGUCUGCCCCGGUUGCUGUUCGUGGUAUCUGGGCAACAUCAUUGGGCGGCACCUCAAAUGCUUCGGGGGCAUUGAAAUUGAUUCUAGUCGCGAUUGAGGGAUCCUCCCAGCUCCGGUGCUUUGUGCAAGAAUCGGACGGCACGCUAAAGACGCAGCAGUCCGUUAGAGCUUCGGGUAACAUUCUCGACGUGACCAGCAAUGGAAAAGAGACGAUACUUGUCUCCGUCGAUAACGUCCGAGAGGCAGGGUCGACGCAGGAAUGGAGAGCCAGUUCCUCUGAGACUCUGGUCGAGGCAUAUCAUGCGAAACCCGAGGCCGACAGUCUGGUGUGGGAGCCGGCGACAGGCUCGACGACCACCCAGAUCAACUCCAAUGGCACUUCCGAGUUGGAGAUCAUCACUGACGCCAAGAAACGAAAGGAGAUGAACGACUCCCUAUAUGGUUUGGGAAAUCUGCGAAAGAAGAACAUGGGCGAGGAUGAUUGAGACUAAAAUUCUGUAGUAAACACUGCCUUUGUCUAUAUACCAAAAGCUACUCGUAUAUAAAUUCAAUAGAU